CCGCUGCAUCUACAAUUUUUUCCCCCCCCAGAACGCGUCUCCCGCCUUUGCUCUUCAAGCACCAUCAACGUCAAAAUUCUACCCACGCAACUUAUUUUACUCGAACAGGCCGCCGGCUUUGCACGCCGCACCCCUCACAGCGCGGCAGAGAUGGGCUAAGGGCCCAAAUCGACACUUUCCAUUUCGACCGACGCGAUGGCUACGACCACAAACGGCACCAAACCUUCAUCGCGCGAUGAGUCUUCGGACUCUAGCGGCAGCGACAGCGAAAAUGAGACCCCGACAGUCGCCACCCCGACGACGGUAGAAUGGCUCGCGACCGGUCGAUCAAAGCGGUCUACCGCCGGUAACCGCAUGAAGUCGAUGCUCGCCAACGAAGAACCCGACUCGGACCUCGAACUGCUCUUCGCCGAAGACGACAACGACGAAGGCUUCAGCGACGUCGACGAUGCCGGUUCCGACGUGCAGAUGGACUCUUCGUCCGACGACGAGGACGACCAGCAACAAGGGGACGACCUGGAGGGAGAAAAGGAGCUCGAGAAGCAGGCCAGGGAUAAGAAGCUGGCGUCGCGGAAACGCAAGGCCCAGGAAGCUAUCCCGGCCAAGUUCAGAAAAAAGGUCCGCAUCGAACAGACCGCCGCGCCCGCGCCGCGACCGAAGAAGAAGUCGGAACGAACGAGUUGGCUGCCCUCGGCGGCUGACAUGCCCAUCCGCGCCUCGCUCCGCCAGACGACGAUGCUUAGCAAAGAGCAGCUGCACCAACAGAUGAAGGAACGCGAGGCGAAGCGGUUGAAACAGGUGGCCAUCAUGGAGAAGAAGGCAAAGAAGCUCGAGGCGUCGAAGAAACCGCCCAUGACACAGGCGGAACGGCUGGCUGAGGCGGCCCUCGUGGAGAAGCGCAACGCAAAGUCUUUGAACAGAUGGGAGGUGGCCGAAAAAGCGCGAGAAGAAGAGAGGCUUGCGAAGCUCGCCGCGCUCAACAACCGAACACUCAAGGGCCCUGUGGUGACGUACUGGAGCGGCAUCGGCGAGUGGGAGCAUCAUCUGAAGCACGUUGGCAGGACCCAGAUUCUCUUUGGACGACGGAUGGACCGCCUUGCGAAGCCAGCGCCCCGACCAGUAUGUGUCAUUACCGCCCACCCCGCUCGCUACCGCGACCCUGAGACGGGUUUACCUUAUUUCAACGCCUACGCAUACCGCGAAAUCCAACGCCUCCGCCGCGGCGAGUACAAGUGGAGCAGCCUGCUCGGCGCAUGGGUCGGCAGCUGCACAUAUGCCGCUCGCGGGGUGCCAGAACGGUUCCUCAAGGGAGGUCCGCCAAGACAGCCAAAAAAGAAGGAGGUGGAAAAGGAGGAGGCCAAGGUUACAGAGACAGAGACGGCCAACGGCGCCGUCGGGGAGGGCACCGAGAAGCAGGAACCCAAUGAUGCCAAGACGACACCGCCCGCUCAGGAGGGAGUGGUGGAUGGGCCGACAACCAAGGGGGAUGCCGCGACGGUGCCUUCACCGUCACCGUCAGCGGCGCAACCGCAGGCCCAGACGCAGCAGCAGACGCAGCAGCAGACGCAGCAGCAGACGCAGCAGCAGACGCAGC
This is a messenger RNA of Colletotrichum phormii, 1594 nucleotides long. Its product is annotated as YL1 nuclear protein-domain-containing protein. Gene Ontology annotation, cellular component: nucleus. The annotation marks the transcript as partial. Gene Ontology annotation, molecular function: ATP-dependent H2AZ histone chaperone activity. The record is from RefSeq and is a predicted model, not a curated record. Gene Ontology annotation, biological process: regulation of DNA-templated transcription; chromatin remodeling. Lineage: Eukaryota; Fungi; Ascomycota; Sordariomycetes; Glomerellales; Glomerellaceae. The transcript has 2 exons.